GUGUGAGCAUUGACACCCACCUAUUUGCACCCACUGGGUCAGUUACUGACAGUUUUCCGCUGCAGAUGUAACUUCAGUCUUUGACCUCAUUUCUUCUGGAAGAGUGUGAACAACCAAGAGUGGAGGAUGCUCAAGUUGUACGUGCUGUUUGUUCUUCUUCACAGAGCAGAUUGUACUCUGCUCUACGCUCACCCUGGACAGAAUGUGACCUUAAGGUGCUCCUUUGACCCCAGUGCCUCAUAUUUGAGCUGGUACAAGCAGGUCGCAGGAGAGGAACCUCAAAUAAUAUCCUCCUUCUUCAAAAGUUCGAAGAACAGCUUCCACAACCAGUUCCGAAAAGACAAGCGCCUUUCGGUUCACACUGGGGCCGAGUUCUACAAUCUGCUCAUCUCUCACGUGCAGGACUCGGAUUCAGCGAUGUAUUACUGCGGACACACCGUCAUAGCAACCACUGAAUUCUAUAAAGGAAUAUUUUUGGUGCUAAAAGAGUCUGGUCACAAGUCUUACAUUCUGCAGCCGGCGUCCGACUCAGUGCAGCCAGGAGGCUCUGUGAACCUGAGCUGUGCGGUGCGCACCGGGACCUGUGAUGGAGAGCACGAUGUGUACUGGUUCAAGAAGGACUCAAAAAACUCCACGCUGGGAAUCAUGUACAUCAACCCACACAGCAGCAGUCGGUGUGGUCGGGACCCCAGGGAUGAGCCUCCUGAACACAGAUGUGUGUACAGCUUAUCGAAAAGGAACGUCGGCACGUCCGAGGCCGGGACGUACUACUGUGCCGUGGCUCACUGUGGAGAUAUUUUGUUCGGGGAUGGAACCAGACUGGAUGUUGAAAGGAAAGACGAUGACCUCUCCACCGCCUUGAUGUGUUGCGUGGCUGCAGCUCUACUUGUGUCUGUAAUCUUGAACAUAAUCCUCCUCUCUAUCCUGUGCAAAAUGUUCAGGAGGAAACUUCUUUACUCUGGAGGGCUGCAGCAUCAGUCCACUGUCCAAGACUUCACCGCUGACAAUCAGAAUCCAGACUUGGAUACUUUGCAGUACGUUGCUCUGGACCUCAAAAAGGGGCACAACAAGAGCCGGAGACUGAGGAGCCCAGAGGAGGAGACGGUCUACUCUGCAGUGAGAAAGUCUACAUAAAGUGAAGUUUUCUGUUUUAUUAGAAUCAAAGUGUUUCCAGUUAUAACCCCUGCUGCUCUCCUUCUACGCCCUGCUACUUCAGUUUCUCUUAUAUCUUUAUAAUAUGAUCCAGAUUUAUGCUCCUUACACAUUUAAUAACGUUAAAUCCUGCGUUUACUCCACAUCUAUGUAAAUAGUAUAUUCCUACAAGUAUAUAAUAAAUACCAUUUCUAUAAAUAA
Messenger RNA from Labrus mixtus (cuckoo wrasse), 1353 nucleotides. RefSeq lists its product as uncharacterized. Gene Ontology annotation, biological process: response to bacterium. NCBI's taxonomy places the organism in Eukaryota, Metazoa, Chordata, Actinopteri, Labriformes, Labridae. Bases 127 to 1134 code for a protein of 335 amino acids. The transcript has 6 exons. The record is from RefSeq and is a predicted model, not a curated record.